This is a messenger RNA of Numida meleagris (helmeted guineafowl), 7826 nucleotides long. It is a transcript of the gene STAG1, whose product is annotated as stromal antigen 1. NCBI's taxonomy places the organism in Eukaryota, Metazoa, Chordata, Aves, Galliformes, Numididae. Gene Ontology annotation, molecular function: chromatin binding. The record is from RefSeq and is a predicted model, not a curated record. The transcript has 34 exons. Gene Ontology annotation, cellular component: cohesin complex; chromatin; nucleus. The coding region runs from base 2380 to 6168 and encodes 1262 amino acids. Gene Ontology annotation, biological process: sister chromatid cohesion.
GGGGCCCUGCGGGUACCGGGGAGCCGGGCAGCGACUGUUGGGGACGGCGCGGGCGGCCGCGCUGCGCCAGAGUACGGGCGGGCUCGGGGCGGGAGCAGCGGGAGGAGGAAAGCGUCCGUGUCCGAAGGGCGCGCCGAGGGGACGUGGUUCCCACAGCGGCGUCCAGAAAUCCCAUUCCUGGCAGCUGUGUGAAUGUAAUGAAACUAAAUGGAGCUGCUGUGUAAGUACCGAUGACUUCAGAUGUCUCGGUGCUUCCUGUGCUGUAGGGCUUAUCCAGUCGCACAAUUCACCGAGGGACAAAAGCUCUCUCCGGAUCUCGGCACGAAGGCAGCUGUCGUGGGGGCAGCGGGUGCCGCAUCUCAAGGCUUGCCCAACUGUCCAGUGUUACCACACCAGCCAUAGGGGUGCGGUGCUGGAGGACCCCUCCAGUUUCCCUGGACUCCAAGUAGCUUUUGCCUCCUGUAGUGAGUUCCUAUUCAUCUGCGGGCAACAAAGUUAACCAAUUCACAUUUCCAUGGUCUGAUCCAUCAAGCAGUUGCAAGAAACCACUGGAUCAGGAGGCUGUGUAAAGAAGUUCCUGUGGAACCAGAGGCCGGUUUGUUUUCUCUUACUGGCACUGCUGUGAUGAGUUGUUGGUGGGCACCUUGAGGAAGUGCUGCUCGUGGUGCAUGCCUCCACAGCACACCCGCCCUGAGGCACAGCACACUGGGGAGCAGGAGUGGGGAGCUGGUUCCAGGGCUGUGGUGCAGCAGGCAGGGUGCAGCUGUUAGAGUUGCUCAACCAAUGGACUCGCUGAUGGAUUUACAGCAGCAGGAGAUAGCAGUGCAAAGUGGGGCUGGUUGGAGCUGGGAGGCAGCCGAGGACGCUCAGAGGACCUCCCCAGCACAUGGCAGCUCCCAGUCUCUGCUGCUUCCCUGUAUGCUACAGAUGUGCUGAGGUGCACUGCCUCAGCGUUUGUGGCCAAACCUCUGUGCAUGGCAUGCUGGGUGAUGGCUCCCAGAGCAGCUGGUAUCCCAAGCCUUAUGACGGAGGUCUCCAUGCUCCGCAGGCAAUAAGCCGCUGUCCCUGUAGCCUGUCCUUCAUGUUGCAUACAUUUUAUAUCACACCUGCUGAAUCAACGGCACACUUCCUGACAGCUGGGAAGGUUUAUGAACAUUAAAUAUUUGAUGCAUUGUCAAAAUGAGUAACUCAGGAUAUUUAGGGACUCAGUGGGUGAAUAUUCCUGACUGGAAAGCACCCUUUCCUGGAGAAUAUAUGCCUCAGGUUUGUUUGCUUGCUUCCCUUCGUUGCAAAGGUUUGCUGUGCUACAAGGUGGCUAAAUGCUAGGAUUUUAAAUACAACUUUAGUAGGCAUUCCAGCCUGGAGGAGUCCAAAGAUGUGGUGGGAGAGAAACGCUUAACUGUGAUGACUUACUAAGGAAAGUCCUAUUGCUGGGAUAAGAACAUACCUUCAUUGUGCCAUUUGUAAAUGGUGUUCUAGCAGGAUGCAAAAAAGACUCAAACACUCCCCUGAAGAUCUGAAAAUUUUGUAGGUAACGCAAGACAUAUUGAGAGCAAGAAAUUUGGCUUCUCCUCUGCUUACAUUGUGCAUGGGUGGUAGAGAGUGAAUUUGGAUGUGGUGCUGUGUCAAGAUAGGCAGCUGGCCUCUGCCAUGUGCCUUUCCCAGCCCUGCACCUGAAGUGCCCAAGUGUUUGGGUGACGCUCCGCCUGUGCUGCUGGGAGCCUGGAGUAAAGGUGUGCUUCCCUAAAUCUGGCAGACUGGCUUCAGGAUUCCCAGUGACAACCAAGAGGUGUUAAAUACCUAGUGAUUGAUGGAUUUAUCUUGAAGUUUGUGUGUUUUACUUCCAGUCACUCACUCACGUGGAGCUCUCCCGUUGUGAACGGCCAUAUGCUCCUUUGCAGCACAACUGUGUUCUCUCUGUUGGCUGAGUCUAUUCUCAGCCAAGGCACAGAGUUGGUUUUCUUUCAUGGAAGGGAGGGGGAGGUCUGAUGAGGUUUGUGUUCACAACACACAAUUCUUCUGUUGAUUCUAUUCUGAAUAUAGUGAUACACUUUAUUCUUCACAAUAUCUUUCAUUUCCAAACUGAUUUCACUUGAUUAGUUUUGGAGUUGAAUAUGUGAUCAGAGCACAGAAACCUCUCUUUAUUCCUCUAGGCAAGAAGAGGUUUAGAGAACAUUAUGACCCCGUGUUGCAACUUUUCAAUGUGAAACUGUACUUCCUGAGGCAAGUGUUGUUUUGGGAAGAUCCCUCCUUGUCUUCUUAAUUAUUUUAAGACUGGACUCUGACAUUCUUUUCAUGAAAGAGGUUUCCAAGUAGUUGUCUUGUUAUAACUUUGAGAAGAAGUUCUAUGUAGCUCUUACUUUCGAGAGUGCUGCAAAAAUGAUUACUUCAGAUUUGCCAGUACUACAGGAUUCUACAAAUGAAACUACUGCACAUUCAGAUGCUGGCAGUGAGCUUGAAGAAACAGAAGUCAAAGGAAAAAGAAAAAGGGGCCGUCCUGGCAGGCCUCCAGUUUUCUUUGCCCAGUCUGCCACUAAGAAACCUCGGAAGUCUCCAGGAGACAAAGGUCGUUCUGAAUCUGGAGCUAGAGGAGCAAGUCGUGGAAGAGCUAAUGGCCACCCUCAGCAGAACGGAGAAGGGGACCCUGUCACUUUGUUUGAGGUGGUUAAGCUGGGAAAGAGUGCUAUGCAGUCUGUGGUGGACGACUGGAUUGAAUCAUAUAAACAAGACAGGGACAUAGCACUUCUGGAUUUAAUCAACUUCUUUAUCCAGUGUUCAGGAUGUCGAGGUACUGUAAGAAUUGAAAUGUUCAGGAACAUGCAAAAUGCAGAAAUAAUAAGGAAAAUGACAGAAGAAUUUGAUGAGGACAGUGGUGAUUACCCUCUCACCAUGCCUGGGCCACAGUGGAAAAAGUUUCGAUCCAAUUUUUGUGAAUUCAUUGGAGUGCUCAUUCGACAGUGUCAAUAUAGCAUCAUUUAUGAUGAGUAUAUGAUGGACACGGUGAUCUCUCUUCUGACUGGUUUGUCAGAUUCCCAGGUCCGGGCUUUCAGGCACACCAGUACAUUAGCUGCUAUGAAGCUUAUGACUGCUCUUGUGAAUGUUGCCUUAAACCUGAGCAUUCAUCAGGAUAAUACACAGAGGCAGUACGAAGCUGAGAGAAACAAAAUGAUUGGCAAAAGAGCUAAUGAAAGAUUGGAGCUGCUGCUUCAGAAAAGAAAAGAGCUGCAAGAAAACCAAGAUGAAAUUGAAAAUAUGAUGAACUCUAUUUUUAAAGGCAUAUUUGUUCAUAGAUACCGUGAUGCUAUUGCUGAGAUUAGAGCUGUCUGUAUUGAAGAAAUUGGUGUCUGGAUGAAAAUGUACAGUGAUGCCUUCCUGAAUGAUAGUUAUUUAAAAUAUGUUGGUUGGACACUACAUGACAGGCAAGGUGAAGUGAGGUUGAAGUGUUUGAAAGCUCUUCAAAGUCUGUAUACCAACAGAGAGUUAUUUCCAAAACUGGAGCUGUUCACUAAUAGAUUCAAGGAUCGCAUUGUAUCAAUGACACUUGAUAAGGAAUACGAUGUUGCUGUGGAAGCCAUUCGAUUAGUCACGCUAAUACUUCAUGGAAGUGAAGAAGCUCUGUCAAAUGAAGACUGUGAGAAUGUUUAUCACUUAGUGUAUUCAGCACACCGGCCUGUUGCAGUAGCAGCUGGAGAAUUCCUUCACAAAAAACUGUUCAGCAGACAUGAUCCCCAAGCUGAAGAGGCUCUAGCAAAGAGGAGAGGACGAAAUAGUCCAAAUGGAAACCUCAUUAGAAUGUUGGUUCUUUUCUUUCUUGAAAGUGAGUUGCAUGAACAUGCAGCCUAUUUGGUGGACAGUUUGUGGGAGAGCUCUCAAGAACUGUUGAAAGACUGGGAAUGCAUGACAGAAUUACUCUUGGAGGAGCCAGUCCAAGGAGAAGAAGCCAUGUCUGACCGUCAGGAGAGCGCUCUGAUUGAGCUGAUGGUGUGCACAAUCAGACAAGCUGCUGAAGCACACCCUCCAGUUGGCAGAGGCACUGGCAAAAGAGUCUUGACAGCAAAAGAAAGAAAAACACAGAUAGAUGACAGAAAUAAAUUGACUGAGCAUUUCAUUAUUGCACUUCCUAUGUUGCUAUCAAAGUAUUCCGCUGAUGCAGAGAAGGUUGCAAAUCUCCUGCAAAUCCCUCAGUAUUUUGAUCUGGAAAUCUAUAGCACUGGCAGAAUGGAAAAGCAUCUGGAUGCCUUACUGAAACAAAUUAAGUUUGUUGUGGAAAAGCAUGUGGAAUCGGAUGUUCUUGAAGCCUGCAGCAAAACCUACAGCAUACUGUGUAGUGAAGAAUAUACAAUCCAGAACAGAGUUGACAUAGCACACAGCCAGCUUAUUGAUGAAUUUGUGGAUCGAUUCAACCAUUCUGUAGAGGAUCUGCUGCAGGAGGGAGAAGAAGCUGAUGAUGACGACAUAUACAAUGUGCUCUCCACAUUGAAGAGAUUAACCUCUUUUCACAAUGCUCAUGAUCUCACAAAAUGGGAUCUGUUCAGUAACUGCUACAGAUUACUAAGAACUGGAAUUGAACAUGGAGCUAUGCCAGAACAGAUAGUUGUUCAAGCACUGCAGUGUUCGCAUUACUCUAUUCUCUGGCAGCUGGUGAAAAUCACUGAAGGUUCCCCUUCCAAAGAGGACUUGUUGGUAUUGAGGAAAACUGUGAAAUCCUUUCUGGCUGUCUGCCAGCAGUGUCUAUCAAAUGUCAACACCCCAGUUAAAGAACAGGCCUUCAUGCUGCUCUGUGAUCUAUUGAUGAUAUUUAGUCACCAGCUGAUGACUGGAGGUCGUGAAGGUCUUCAACCAUUGGUGUUUAAUCCAGACUCAGGCCUCCAGUCAGAACUUCUCAGUUUUGUGAUGGACCAUGUCUUCAUUGACCAAGAUGAUGAAAACCAGAGCAUGGAGGGAGAUGAAGAAGAUGAAGCUAACAAAAUAGAAGCUUUACAUAAGAGAAGAAACCUUUUGGCUGCCUUUAGCAAGCUGAUAAUUUAUGACAUCGUGGACAUGCAUGCAGCAGCUGAUAUCUUCAAACACUAUAUGAAGUACUACAAUGACUAUGGGGAUAUCAUUAAGGAAACCCUGAGCAAAACAAGGCAAAUUGAUAAAAUCCAGUGUGCAAAGACACUCAUUCUCAGUUUGCAACAGCUGUUCAAUGAGCUUGUUCAGGAGCAAGGUCCUAAUCUGGACAGGACAUCUGCACAUGUUAGUGGAAUUAAGGAAUUGGCUCGUCGGUUUGCCCUCACUUUUGGCUUGGAUCAGAUCAAGACAAGAGAGGCUGUGGCCACACUACACAAAGAUGGAAUAGAGUUUGCCUUCAAAUAUCAGAAUCAAAAAGGACAAGACUAUCCACCUCCUAACCUUGCUUUCCUUGAAGUGCUUAGUGAAUUUUCUUCUAAACUCCUGCGGCAGGACAAAAAGACUGUUCACACCUACUUAGAAAAGUUUCUGACAGAACAGAUGAUGGAGAGAAGAGAAGACGUAUGGCUUCCACUAAUUUCCUAUAGAAACUCACUAGUUACGGGCGGCGAAGAUGACAGAAUGUCUGUUAACAGCGGAAGCAGCAGCAGCAAAACCUCUUCAGUGAGAAAUAAGAAAGGACGGCCACCGCUACACAAAAAGAGAGUAGAAGAUGAGAGUCUGGAAGGCUCUUGGCUGAACAGGAAUGAAAACAUACAUACUCCAGGGGCACUGCAACCACCACAGCUCACCUCAACUGUCUUGAGAGAGAACACUAGACAAAUGGGAGAGCAGAUCCAGGAGCACGAGUCAGAGCAGGGAUCUGAACAAGAUUUUUUACACAAUCCCCAGAUGCAGAUAUCUUGGUUGGGCCAACAGAAGCUAGAAGAUUUAAAUCGAAAGGACAGGACAGGAAUGAACUACAUGAAAGGGAGAACUGGUGUAAGGCAUGCAGUACGCGGUCUAAUGGAAGAUGACGCUGAGCCCAUCUUUGAAGAUGUAAUGAUGUCCUCACGAGGUCAGCUAGAGGAUAUGAAUGAAGAAUUUGAGGACACAAUGGUCAUUGAUCUGCCACCUUCAAGAAACCGACGAGAACGGGCUGAACUGAGGCCAGACUUCUUUGACUCUGCAGCUAUCAUUGAGGAUGAUUCAGGAUUUGGAAUGCCUAUGUUCUGAAGUCUGCUGAAGACAUUUUACAAACUUGGAACUCUAUUGUUUAGAGCUAGAGGCCUAUAUACUGUGAUAGCUUGUAUGAAAACCACAUUUUUGAUGUGAUACGGUUUGAUUUUUAACCAAAUGAUUAAGGUCAAUCCCUUUUUGUAGUGACAGAAAGAAGAGGAACUUCUUAAUGACACAAAGGAAUGUUGGCCAAUCCCAUCACCUCAGAAAGGCUGACCUAAAAAAUCAUUUGUAUCCCUUGUUCUUGACUGUCCUAAUAACAGAUUUUUUUUUUUUUUUCCUGGAGGAGGAGGAAGUUUUAAAUUGUUAAGACAGCUGUCAAAAUAAACACUGUUCUACAUAUGUUUUCUGAAAACGUUGAGUGAUAACAGAACUUUUUAACUUUAUUUUUCUGCUGUACAAUUUAAAACGGUUUUAACAUUUGCCUUUUUAUGUUUUAAAAGCUAGCCAUUUUUAUUAAACCUAUGCCUAUCAGCCAUUGACUAGCAAUGAUGCUAUAAGCAGGUCGUUCUGGCUACAGAAAAGUGUUUUUGAACACACUGGAUUUGAUUAACAUUGUGGUACGCUUAUAUCCUCUCGUAGGCAUUGAGAAGAACACUCUCAUAGAAGAGGUUAGAAUUCUAAUGACGUGCAUCUCUGCCAAAAAAAAUUCAGAUUCUGAUAUGAUAAACCCAGAUUUUAUACUCUUGAGAAGAUUUAUUUUUAUUUAUAACGGGACAUAGAGUAAGAGAUGUCCAUGAAGCCACUUUUCCAACAGACGCUGUGUAACAUUCAUUUUAUAUAGCACAUGGGGACACAAAAGCAGUAAGUUUUCUAUUGGUACUUGCUCUGUGCAUUUUUAGCAACUUAUACCAGCAAAUAAAGUAUUCUCAGUAAAACACACGAAUGGUUCUCAAGUAAUCACUUUGCUGUUUUUACUACCUACUUCAAGCCCUGCCAACCCAAGGUACAUAAACAGCAACUUUCCUAUUAAAAAAAACAAUAAUUCAAGGGUGGGGGAAAGGAAUCGCUUUAGCAUACAAAAAGCAAUUUUAACUGUACCAUAAAAAGUCUACUUUCCAUGCCGUAAAUACCCUUUUGCGCUAUUUUUGUAAAUUAAUUUUGCCAGUUAGAAGUACUGUAUGUGCUGCAUAGAAAUUUGUGCUUAGAUGGUGAAGUUCUUAAGCUUACAAUGGAAUACAGCUACAUUUUCAGUGUUAACUGUGCAUAUUAAGAGUAAUUAUUUGGAAAAAAAGAAACAAUUUUUCAGAAAAGCAAAAAACAUUAAAAAAAACAGACAAACCCAGAACAUCCUCAGCUAAGUCAUUGUAAUAAGAGAUUUUUCAAUGUCUUCAAUAAUUUGGAAUAUCAUUAUGCUUGCGUUUUAUGCCUCCGCCUAGUAGCUGCUACUUAGUUUGAACGGGCCUGCUGCCGGAGCUGCUGGCCAUCCACAGUGUGCACUGACCAGUGUCUCCAGGCAUCAGCCCCAGCCGUUAACCUUCCUUUCUGCAUUUGAGAUACAAAGCAGAAUAACCCACCUGGAGCACAGCAGUUUACAGGUGCUUUCUUUUUUUUAAGCAACAGCAAAUAAUCACAGAACUUUUUUAAUGAGCUUAUUUAAAAACUAAACAACAUUAAUACCCAGUGCUUAUUUGCUGGGAAGGGGAAAAAAAAAA